AGGAGAAGAAGAAGAAAGCCGUUCUGUGCGGAGCCGUUAGCUUCGAGGCUAACAACAUCAACAACAACUACUACUAUUACUGCAGGAACACAACAACGACGCGCUCCGGGCGCCUGUCGGCAGCAUGUCCGCCUCCAAGAAGGGGAAGAAGGCGGUGAGCCAGGAGGAGCUGCGGCGCCUGAUGCGGGAGAAGCAGAAGCAGAAGCAGAACGCGGACAAGAAGCGCGUGCAGUCCCCGUUCGCCAAGUACAGCGGCGCGGGGCAGCUGAGCUGCGGGCUGUGCGGGGUGGCGGUCAAGUCCGAGCUGCUGUGGCCCGCGCACGUCCUGGGGAAGCCGCACAAGGAGCGGGUGGCGGAGCUGAAGGAGGGGAAGAGCCCGCAGGUCCCGCAGAUCCCGCAGGUCCCGCAGAGCCAGCCGGCGGGCCCGCACAAGAGGAGAGCCCCGCACGGGGAGGACGACGCCGACACCGGCAAGAGGGCUCGAGCCGGGGACGGCGCCUCCUCCGGAAAGUCCGCGGGUCUCAGCCUGCUGGCAGGAGUCUAUGAUGAUGAGGAGGAGGAGGGGGAUGAUGAAGAGGAGGCGCAGAAGCGGGGCGCGGACCCCCCUCAGCAGCAGCCGGAAGCUGCGGGACUCCCCGCAGACUUCUUCGACAGCUCCAUCCCCCCCGCCCCCGCCGCCAUCUCCCACUCAGGCUCCAUCCUGAAGGCGGAGGCGCCUCCCGCCCCCCAGGAGCGGAAGGAGAUGGCCGAGGCGCUGCCCGAGGGCUUCUUCGACGACCCGGUGCGCGACGCCAAGGUCCGCAACGUGGACGCGCCCAAAGACCAGCUGGACAAGGAGUGGGAGGAGUUCCAGAAGGAGAUCCGGCAGGUCAACACCAAGUCCGAGGCCAUCGUGGCGGAGGACGACGAGGAGGGCCGGCUGGAGCGGCAGAUCGACGAGAUCGACGAGCAGAUCGAGUGCUACAAGAGGGUGGAGCUGCUGAGGGACCGCAGGGAGGUGGUGGCGAGCAGGAGGAGGGCCUCCUCCAGGGUGGAGCAGGAGGAGAGCAUGGAGGUAGAGGAGGAGGAGGAGGAGGAGGAGGAGGAUGAAGAGCAGCUGCUGGGGCUGCUGUCCCGGGACUGGAGGGCGAAGGGAGCCCUGGCCUGAGGAGGAGGAGGAGGAGGAGGAGGAGGAGGAGGAGGACCUGCUGCUGGAGCCUGAGCUCUGAGACUGACACUGAGCUCAGCUGCUUCAGAAGCAGCAGGAUGGACCAGAUCCUCAACACGCUUUUCUGUGUUUCAGAUUCAAGUUAUUAAAAGGUUUCAGUGUGACUGUAAAGGCUCAUCUUGCUCUCUGAAAGCUGUAACACGGUGGGUUCAGCAGCAGUGAGAUUUCUAGCCUUAUUACGAAACAAAACGGUAUAAAAUGAAAAGCCAAACCUGAUAAAGAACCGAGAACCGUGCAGCCACACCGGAGUCCUCCUGCAGGAGUUCAUAGAUCUCCUCAGUCUCUGCUGAUAGAUGUUCUAACGUCUCUUUCACAAUAAAAGACAUGAACAGCUGUCUGGGAUCUGGUGCCAGUUUGAGGCUUUUCAUUUAAAGUCUGUUAAUUCUUCAGGUUUCAUCUGAAAGUGUCUCGGCUGCUGCAGCAGGAGCUGAUUUUUCAUUUUGAAUUUGCCGUUUAUGCUUCCAGCAAGUUCCAGAAACUGACCUACAUUAGCUGUUUUAUAUAGUUAAACCUUCAGUCAGGACAUUGUUACUGAAGUUCAACCAAAAAAUCAUCAAUUUGAUGUAGAAAAACUUUUUCAGGUAGCAAUUUCCUGGCAAAUUCUUAUUUUGUUAAAAACGCAGAACUGAAUUUCUGCUGUCUGUUCUGAAUGAAUCGGUGUGUUUACAAGGGACUUUUUAUCCGUUUAAAUCUGAAUAAAGCUUAAAUGACUC
Messenger RNA from Salarias fasciatus (jewelled blenny), 1920 nucleotides. RefSeq names its product zinc finger protein 830 (gene znf830). The transcript has a single exon. Gene Ontology annotation, cellular component: nucleus; spliceosomal complex. The coding region runs from base 125 to 1147 and encodes 340 amino acids. Lineage: Eukaryota; Metazoa; Chordata; Actinopteri; Blenniiformes; Blenniidae. The record is from RefSeq and is a predicted model, not a curated record. Gene Ontology annotation, molecular function: nucleic acid binding; zinc ion binding. Gene Ontology annotation, biological process: mitotic DNA damage checkpoint signaling; nuclear DNA replication; mitotic DNA replication checkpoint signaling.